Messenger RNA from Diatraea saccharalis (sugarcane borer), 789 nucleotides. The record is from the annotation of a GenBank genome assembly. NCBI's taxonomy places the organism in Eukaryota, Metazoa, Arthropoda, Insecta, Lepidoptera, Crambidae.
AAUCACAGACACAUUUGGUGGUGAGAUUCUUUAUUGGAAAACAUAACUUUCCUAGUUUUCGUUCGUUUUUCAUUCAGAAAUUAUGAGAACUUAAAAAUAGGUGUGGCAUUAUUUUUUAACUGAGAUCUUUAUAUUCUUACAGAUUAAUUUAGAUAUUUAUGCAGUAAAAAGUAUUCAGACGUCGUUAUAACACAUAAUCAAAAUGCCGGUCUUGGAAUCUUGUUGGUCGCCAUGCAUUUGGUCAUCGAAUGUGAAGACAGGCAGCAAAGCAGUUGCAGUUUAUACAGCCGCAAUGAGUAUAGUUCUUAUAACUUUUAUAGCUUACCAAAUGGCUGGAGGAGACUCGACUCAAUUAUGGAACCCUCUCUUUGAAGCUGAUGUCAGAGGAUCUUUACAGGUUUUUGGAAACUUCUUCAUUGUUGUUUUUCUACUCCUAUUCACAUUCUCCAUUUUAAUGGUAAUUGGAAUGAAUAUUUGGAUGAGAGGACUGAUGUUACCGUGGAUGAUCACUUUUGGAAUAAUUAUAGUGUUCCAACUCAUAUUUGGUUUGUGGCUGAUUGGCGGUUACUAUAUAUAUCUUGAUGCCACAUUUGCAGCAUUUAUUGAUUUUCUCUGGAUGUCUUACAAUAUUUACUGUUGGCUGUGCGUUUUAUCGCAGUAUCAAAUAAUUUUGGAGAUGCAGUCACCAAAUAUUGAAAUAUUAGUUGAAUAUUAGGUGUAUACACGAUGAAAUCCACAAAGAUAAAUCUAAGACUGUACUUUUUAAGAUUGUAUUUUUAAUUUCACUAA